Molecule: messenger RNA, 906 nt
Organism: Aaosphaeria arxii CBS 175.79
Lineage: Eukaryota; Fungi; Ascomycota; Dothideomycetes; Pleosporales
Exons: 1
Molecular function (GO): 1-alkyl-2-acetylglycerophosphocholine esterase activity
Source: RefSeq, a predicted model, not a curated record
CAUAUUGCGCUCUAUGACAAUGAUCGCCUCGACCCAUACGACUUCAAUACGGCUCAGCGCGCGGUCAUGAUGACACUGCACCUCCCGAUCAAUGCCACGCACUGCAACGACUCCUGCAGCUUCGACUACAUGCCUCCCGAGACUGCCAAAGUAGCCAACAAGCAGUUCUUCGGAAACGAAUCCGCCGGCAUCUUCGAAAGCAUCCACGGCGAACAAUGCUGCGGUUCCAACACCACCAUCGACCUCUCCCAAUACACACCCGUCAUCUUCGAGCCCGACGUCGGCACUAGCAGACACCUCUACACCGCCAUGGCACGAGAAAUCGUCUCUCAAGGCCACCCCGUCAUCGUCAUCGACCACCCGUCCGACAGCCUCGUCGUCGAAUUCUCGCCCACACCCGACACCCACACCGUCGUUCACCAAACCAUCAAGCUCUCCCCCUACGAGCCCCUCCGGCCCUGGAACACCACCGUAACCGAAGCCCUCACCACCCGCAUCGCCGACAUCAACUUCGUCCUCCACGAGCUCCUCACCCUCCGGCACCUCAACGACCUCUUCCCCUCCCUAACCUUCACCCACCCCUUCUCCCUCACCCCCUCCACCCCCCUCGGCAUCAUCGGCCACGGCCUCGGCGGCACCGUAGCAACCUACCUCUCAGCCACAGACCCGCGCUUCACCAUCUCCAUCAACCUCUCCGGCGCCUCACCCCCCCUCACAUCCCCAACAACAUCCCAAAUCCUCUUCUUCGGCCGCACCGGCACCGGCAGCACCACCCCCUUCACCCGCGACCACGCGCCCCACUGGCUCACAACCUGGCCGCUCCUCCGCGGCAAAGCCUCCGAACUCGACAUGCUCAACGCCGGGGCCCUCCAAUUCUCCGACCUGCCGCUCGUCGCGGAGCUCGCG